Osmerus eperlanus (European smelt) is the source of this 4466-nucleotide messenger RNA. Its product is annotated as transcription factor SOX-13-like. The coding region runs from base 267 to 2165 and encodes 632 amino acids. Gene Ontology annotation, molecular function: RNA polymerase II cis-regulatory region sequence-specific DNA binding; DNA-binding transcription factor activity, RNA polymerase II-specific. The transcript has 14 exons. The record is from RefSeq and is a predicted model, not a curated record. Lineage: Eukaryota; Metazoa; Chordata; Actinopteri; Osmeriformes; Osmeridae. Gene Ontology annotation, cellular component: nucleus. Gene Ontology annotation, biological process: cell fate commitment; regulation of transcription by RNA polymerase II.
AGCGUGAAUGUUGGAAACAAAACACCAGAAAGUCAUCGGGAGAACAGGGAGAGGUUGGACCCGCAUCUGACAGUAACGACAGCUACAUAGCCGUGUCUACAGCAGUACCGUACAUUCCAUCUAAGCCGAGGACAAGCCGACAUAAAGUAGAGUGACCGAUCUAUUUAUUAUCCACCUUGAUUUGCAUGCGGUAAACCAUUGCCGCUUGGAAAAACAUCGGACGGACGGAAGUUUGGAAAGCCCGUGCGCUCCAAGACCAAGAGUGAAUGGUUGAGCCUAGCCCCCCAGCGCUGCAUCUCCAUGCAAACGGUGAUGUUAGCAUGGUGGGCAUCGGAGUGAAGCUCGAGGAGGAGGAGUCUGGAGAAGUGGGCGGGGCUAUCACCAGGACGGAACCCCAAAAGUCCUCUCCUGUGUCCGAUUGGUCAGGACAUCAGCCAGUCGCUCGCCAGCUGACCCCCCCUCUAUCAUGUUCACCCUCAGAGGACUCCCCAGGGAAGGAGCUGCCUCCUCGCCAGAGCCCACUGGGAGGCAAGGCAGGCACCAGGGGCUACACCCGACCAGAGGGACACCCAGCCGUCAGCGAGGUGAUGCCCACCAUUGAGAAGCUGCUGAGUGCAGAGUGGAGGGAGAAACUUCUGGACAAAAGCUCUCUAGGUCGUGGACAACUAAAAGGAACCCCAGAGUCCCUGGCCGAGAAGGAGCUGCAGCUCCUGCUGAUGAUCAACCAGCUGAGCGGCCUGAGGGAGCAGCUGCUCGGAGCUCACUCAGAGCAGAGGAACAUGGCUGCCCUGCUCCUGGAGAAACAGCAGCAGCAGAUGGAGCUGGCCCGGCAGCAGCAGGAGCAGAUUGCCAAACAGCAGCAGCAGCUGAUCCAACAGCAGCACAAGAUCAACCUGCUCCAGCAGCAGAUCCAGCAGGUGAACAUGCCCUACGUGAUGAUCCCGGCCUUCCACCAUAACUCUGUCUCCGCUGACCCCCAUAUGAGCUUGCCACUGCAGCCAAUCCCCUGCAAGCCAGGAGUGGACUACCCCAUGCAGCUGCUGCCCAACCCUCACCCCACCCCCGCAAAGAGGACCAGUGGUUCCUACCGACAGGAGACCAGCCAGCCCCUAAACCUGACCUCCAAGCAUAAGGGUCUAGAGAUGGGGAAGACCCCCAGCCCACAGAGCUUUGAUCUGGGCUCGUUGGCUCUACAGGGGGGGUACAGAUCCAGGGACAUCCAGAGAGAACUGUCUCACAGCCCCCAGCGACCUGCCCUCAACCUAGGUUUUCUAGGAGAGGGGGAUGUGGUGACCCAGGCUAUCCAUGAUGCACAGCAGCUACUAAGGAGCCAUGAUUCGGUUGUGAGGGAGAGGGAGCGAGACAGAGAGAGGGAGAGAGAGAGGGAUAGCUCUGCCAGGAUGGACUAUAAGGAUGCUUCUCACAGCGUGAGGCUACCACACACAGCGCAUGGAGAGGACGGCCAGGCCCUGCGGUCCAACGAGGACCAUCUCAGCAGUGAUUCUGAGGGGCCCCUGUCGGCCCCUGGGGUAGGGGUUUUUACUGAGGCCCGCGGCCCCCCCUCCUCAGGCCACAUCAAGAGGCCCAUGAACGCCUUCAUGGUGUGGGCCAAGGACGAACGCAGGAGAAUCCUCCAGGCUUUCCCUGACAUGCACAACUCCUCCAUCAGCAAGAUUCUGGGCUCCAGGUGGAAGUCCAUGUCCAACCAGGAGAAGCAGCCUUACUAUGAGGAGCAGGCCCGUCUGAGCCGGCAGCACCUGGAGCGUUACCCGGACUACAAGUACAAGCCCCGCCCCAAACGCACCUGCAUCGUGGAGGGGCGGAGACUCCGCGUGGGCGAGUACAAGGCCAUGAUGAAGAGCAGACGACAGGAACAGAGAGGAGCGUACACGCACAGCCAGUCAGAGCCACAGCAGAUGCACUAUGCCCCCAGUGACAGCCAAUACCCAAGUGGCGGGUCAGUAUCAAUGACGACUGUGCCAUUUCAUCCUGCUCUGCUAGAGCAUUACCUGCCUCAAGUCCCGCCCCCUCGUAGACCAGAGGGACAGGCCACACCCACUCCUCUUCCCAGAGAGAGAGACCGGGAGAGACCCCCAUACAGUGAAGGAGAGGAGAGCGAUGGAGGAGAGAGGAGCGAGGGAGAGCUGGUGCUACUGACGGAUUAAAGAAGAGGGGUAGGAGACAGAAAUGAAAUGGGGAGAGGAAGGAGUGGUUGGUAGUAGAGAAGUGUAGAGAGAAAGAGAAAGAAAAGAGAGAGAGAUAGAGAGACAAACAGAGAAAGAAGAAAGAGAUAGCCAUGUGGGCAUGUAUUGAUUACUGAAUUGACUGAAAUGGAGGUAGUUGAGUGUAUUAUGAGAUUAACAGUCAUCAUCAUAUCUUAUCCCAUGCCCCAUAUGCAGGCCUGCAAUGGUUUGUAAGACUGAGGACAUGUCAAAUCUGUACAUUUAUACAAGCCUACAUUCACCUGACAAUCCCAUAAUCUGUCUUUAUCAGACACAAAAGCAUAAACACACACACCGCCUUAUUUUUAAGGUGUGAUGAAUUUCUGCUAUAGCAUGCAGAUAUUUUAACAAGAAGCAAGUAUCUAAUUUACUCUUUUUUCAUUGGGUUGUCCUUGCUAUACUUCUUAACAGAAGGAUAUUUCAAGAUAGGCCAUACACAACAAUUUAGGGAAAAGGAAUUCAACUUUAUAUUAGGAGUCAAACACAUAGAAAUGAAGAGAACUAGCCACAGAAUGUGUGCUCGGAGAUCAGAGGUCUGUUGGAGUGUGCUGCCCUCUGCUGUACAAGCUGGGUACAGCAUUUCAAAACACACUGUUGUUGUCAGUACACUGUAUGACAUUGAGUCCAGUAGAAAAUCUCUACACAUUAGCAUUCAAAUGCCUUGGGCACAUUUGUAUAUUUCAUCACAUUUAACCACUUUUAGCUUGACCUUGUGGGAAGAAGCUCUUGUUUCGUUUUAUGGAGUGUGUUUCAAUGGGGUAAAGCUUCACAAUACGUUGAACGAUGAGUAUUGAGGUGAAAUCAACACAUUGCCAUGAACGUGAUGAGGAUUUUUAUCAAUUGAAUGCUCAAAGGUUGAUAAUUCACAUCUCAUAGUUAAAUGUUAUUUUGUUUUCUACUGGACUACAGGUAGAACUAACUUUUGUGAGUUUUUCCCCCAUUUGAGUUCAACCCCAUUUGAAGCACUCUUAAACUGUCAAAAUGCACUUAAAGUUAACCCUCAGUCAGACAAACCUUUCUUUGAAACUUACCCAGUACUGUCUAGAGUGGCCUCUCUCUCAUCUAGUCCUUUUCUUUAUUUGUAUAGAUUGAACAUAAUGUUGUAUCACACCAGUUAGCAGGAACAGGUAGGACUUAAACCAUCUACAGACCAUUUAAGUGCUCACAGUCUCAUAACCAGUGGAUUCCUAGUUAUUGCACUUGAUAGUCAGACAUUGGUUUGCUCCUGAUUCCUUUACAUGGACAGGAACAAUUCAGAACCUUAGAUACUGUUUAUAUCUGUGGUUCAGAUCUAUUGUGAAUUGAUGGGAAUUUUCAAGAUUCUUAUCACCCCAAACCCCUAUUCUAGCAUGCUGUAUGUGCGUGUGUGUCUAUCAAUCCCAUUUCAUUUGAAUUGCAGGUAUACGAUGUACAUGUCAUACUUGCCUGUGUGUACCUGUGUGAGUGUUCAUUUGUGUGUGUUUGUUUAAGCUUGUAUUAGAUGUAUGUAUCCGAAUUCCCCAGAGCCUCUGUUCUGAGUGCAGCUGUUUCUCUGUGAAUGUUUAGCUGUAUCUCAACAGUCUGAAGGGUGUUCCUUCCUCCUCGUCCGCUCUACAUGAUCUGACAGAACAGUAUGUGUGUAAGUGGCAGCCAUACUGCUACUCCAUGUCUUACCUUCUCAUCAGUUCAUAUAAAGGAGAGAAAACAAUGAGGAGGCCAUUUUAGAUGGUCGGGGUAGAGCCCUGAUGACCUUGCUACCUGUCAGGGUGUCAGAGGUCACUGCCAGGGUAUGAUCACUAUGGCAACAUAGGAGGUAUUUUUAUUUUUUUACUGCUCUAAUCAUAAUGUAUUACAGUAUAUCUAUGGCUGUAAUGCCCCAGGCAAAUAUUCCCCUUCAGCACCGGUCUGGGAUCAGCUAUACUUAUCCGAAUCCUUACCAGAACAGUUUUUAGGGUAAUAUAAAACUGUCCUUAGGGCAGAGCUUGGGUGCAAUCUUAUGGAAGGCAGCUGGUGUUCUGUAAAGACGGUGCUGGUGUCUGGGUACUGAAACACACAGAGCCUGUAUAUCAGAGGAAAUGUUUAUGAACUUAUACUGCUUGAUACUCCCUAAGGUGAACUGCCGCCUGUUGUCACCCCUGCUGAUGUAAAUAUAGAUAGACUUUAUUUUGUUUAUAAGAGCCUGUGUAAUUUAAAGGUGUACAUUUUCUGUAUGUUUUCCAAGUUUUGUGGUUUGUUUUUGAAAAAUAAUAAAUUGGUUGUAUUAAU